AUGAUUGAUGAUUCACAAUAAAUAAUAAAGGAAUUGAUCUAAAGUAAUUCAAUUCAACAAUUAAUUGAAUUUAUGAGCAAAGUCAAACCAAACAUAUUGAAUCUAGAUUGUGGCAAGAAAUAAACUAGUAAAUGUUUCCAUAUGAAUCUAGUUCUACAUAUUGCAGUUCAGAGAAAUGAUUAUCCCUUUCUGAAAUAUCUUGAACAAUAUUCUUUUGAUAAUUAUAAAGAGAAUGAGAUUAGAAAAUUAGUUAACACCUAUAAUAUAGAAAUAUUCACAGCCCUUCAUAUUGCAUCUUACAAUGGAAAUGUGGUAUUAUUAUUGUAUUUAAAUAAGUAAGCCGUGAAGAUCUUAAUAAAUAUGGGUGCUGAUUCUGCUCUUAAAAGUGGAUCUGGUUUAUUGCCCAUACAUGCAGCAGCUUAAGGAGAUUAACCAUAUAUGGUGGUAUGAUUUUUCUUUAAUAAAAGUGGUAUUGGAUGUAAUAAGGGAUUUCAAUAAAUGCUCAAGAUGAUGCAGGAAAUACUUGCUUGCAUUGGGCAGCAUAUUAGAAGUAAUUUUCUAUUUUUGAGGUUAUAGUUGUGAAUUAACUGUGAGCUAUUUGAUUUCAUUUGGUUGCAAUAUCGAUUCAAAAAAUAAUGAAUAAUAAACUGCAUUACAUAUUGGGGCAUCUUAUGGAUAAUCUAAAGUGGUUAAGAAAUUACUAAUCAAGGGAGCUUAAAAAAAUAUAUAAGUAAUUUGAUAAUUUUCUAUUUAGGAUGUAGAUGAAUAGUUACCAAUAAAUUUGACAGAAUCUAGUUAAAUUAAAAAAAUGCUUGAGAACAAAACAGAUUUAGCAUUAUUUUAUAAUUUGAAACAACCAUAUCAUCCAAUUAAAAGAAAUAGAAAAUCAGUAUCUGUUUACUACUUUGUUAUUUUAACAUCUUAAUUUUGCAUCGGAUACAUAUUAUGGGAAAUGUAGGGAAUAUUCUUGUAAAUUUUUAUGGUUUUUCUGGCUAUUCUACUAAUGGUUUCAAUUCUAGCAUAAUGUUGUGAUCCAGGAAUUAUUACUCUACAUAUUACUGUAGAAGAGGCUAUAAAUUAAUAGAUAGAUCCUAUUAAUAUCUGUCCAGAUUGUUGGGUUAUUAGACCUUAGAGAUCUAAACAUUGUGAAUUCUGUAAAAAAUGUGUAGUUGUUUAUGAUCAUCAUUGUCCAUGGAUAAAUAACUGUGUUGGAGCUAAGUAAAUCAUAGAUUAAAUAUAUGUAGAAACUUAAUUUAUUUUUAUCUUUACCUUAUUACCCUAAUUCUAAUUUAGAUUUAUUCAGCUACUAUAAUCGUUUUAUGUAUUUACAUUUAGUUAUUUAGAUUUUUUUUAAUCUGAAAGCUUAUCUUUAUACAACUAUCUAUUAAUGCUAUACCCUAUCUUAAAUAUAUUGAUUUUUAUUACUCCAAUUUUGUAAGAUUUCAUUUUUACAUAUUAGUCUUUUAUGUAUAUACUAGACAAAGAAUUUGUAUUAUGGAAUCACUACUUACGAAAGAAUAACUGGAUAAAAAACUAACAUGAAGUCCAGUUUAUUAGAUCCUUAAGUAAGUAUAAUGUAUUGAUAUUUCAUAAGGAAAACAUUCAAGAUUCAUAAUCCGAAGAAAUAAAAAUAGAACCAUCUAUUUAAAAUUGUUUUAAUUAAUGCUUUAGAAAUUAGAACAAAUUUAAAAAAUAUACAUAAAGUUGA
Molecule: messenger RNA, 1708 nt
Organism: Paramecium pentaurelia
Lineage: Eukaryota; Ciliophora; Oligohymenophorea; Peniculida; Parameciidae
Source: the annotation of a GenBank genome assembly